Chlorocebus sabaeus (green monkey) is the source of this 6090-nucleotide messenger RNA. NCBI's taxonomy places the organism in Eukaryota, Metazoa, Chordata, Mammalia, Primates, Cercopithecidae. The record is from RefSeq and is a predicted model, not a curated record.
CCAAUUGUACUCUUAGUUAUUUUAAAAUGUACAAUUAAGCUAUUGUGGACUAUAGUCACCCACACCCUGUUGUGCUGUGAAAUGCUAGGUCUUACUCAUUUGUACUGUUGUUUUUUUGUGCCCAUUACCCCCACACUACCUUUCCCAGCCUCCGAUAACCAUCCUUCUACUCUCUAUCUCUACAAUCAUUUUAAAUGGUUGUUUAAAACGGGUGUCAACAUUUCUGUUUUUUAACCAUCCCAAACCGUCCCUUUAAAGGAACGCAUGACCAGAGGGUUGCCUUUAAAUCUUGCACAAUUAAAAGAAGAGCGUUUUCUCUGAGGCAGCUGAUCUCAGGAAAUCUUGCACGAUUUUGAAGAUGCCGGUUUUCCAUCAGACCCGGCCUGCUGGGUCACUUGGCGGGUCUUGGCGGAGCGAGGGUGCGCUGGGCCCUGCUCCGGGAGGGCGCACUGCAGGGGCCCGGGCCUGGCUCGGCUGCAGCACCUCCUGGCGGCAGGACUGCGGCGUGGGAGGAGCCAGGAGGCCCCCGCCCCGGCCGGCGUCACCCUCGGGUCUGUCCCUGGUCUGGGACCGAGCCCUUUUGCACGAAGUCCUUUAAUCGCUAAGGAGCUUUGCCAGACGCUUCCCCCGCAGGCCCGCUGGCGUCUGACCCACGUCCCCUCUGCGGGGUGUUUGGGACUCGAGCCCUGGCAGGCACAGGCCGCCCUGCGUUCCCCGCUGGGGAGGGAAGGCGGGCGGCGAAGCGGCGGGGCGGGGGACGGGGGAAGAAAGUAGGAGGUGGGGCGGGGUGCUGUCCCUCCCCGCGCCCUUGUCGCCCACCGGGCUGUUUCCAGGAGUUGGGGACUUCCGGGGUUGCGCUGUCGUGUCCGGCCGUUGGGCCGCCGAGGGGUGUCGCUGCGCCCGCUGCCCCGCGCGGCCCUUUAAACUUUGUUUUUUAAACUUCGGGGGUGUGGUCGCGGCGCCUCCCCUCUCGGCGGCUGGCCGUCCUUGCCUCUGCCCCGCCUUCCAGAUGCUUUGGAGUCAUGAGCCGGGAGGGCGCGGGGGCCGCUCUGGUGGCCGAGGUGAUCAAAGAUCGCCUUUGUUUUGCCAUUCUCUACAGCAGACCAAAGAGUGCAUCAAAUGUACAUUAUUUCAGCAUAGAUAAUGAACUUGAAUAUGAGAACUUCUACGCAGAUUUUGGACCACUCAAUCUGGCAAUGGUUUACAGAUAUUGUUGCAAGAUAAAUAAGAAAUUAAAGUCCAUUACAAUGUUAAGGAAGAAAAUUGUUCAUUUUACUGGCUCAGAUCAGAGAAAACAAGCAAAUGCUGCCUUCCUGGUUGGAUGCUACAUGGUUAUAUAUUUGGGGAGAACUCCAGAAGAAGCAUAUAGAAUAUUAAUCUUUGGAGAGACAUCCUAUAUUCCUUUCAGAGAUGCUGCCUAUGGAAGCUGCAAUUUCUACAUUACACUUCUUGACUGUUUUCAUGCAGUAAAGAAGGCAAUGCAGUAUGGCUUCCUUAAUUUCAACUCAUUUAACCUUGAUGAAUAUGAACACUAUGAAAAAGCAGAAAAUGGAGAUUUAAAUUGGAUAAUACCAGACCGAUUUAUUGCCUUCUGUGGACCUCAUUCAAGAGCCAGACUUGAAAGUGGUUACCACCAACAUUCUCCCGAGACUUAUAUUCAAUAUUUUAAGAAUCACAGUGUUACUACCAUUAUUCGUCUGAAUAAAAGAAUGUAUGAUGCCAAACGCUUUACGGAUGCUGGCUUCGAUCACCAUGAUCUUUUCUUUGCGGAUGGCAGCACCCCUACUGAUGCCAUUGUCAAAGAAUUCCUGGAUAUCUGCGAAAAUGCUGAGGGUGCCAUUGCAGUACAUUGUAAAGCUGGCCUUGGUCGCACGGGCACUCUGAUAGCAUGCUACAUCAUGAAGCACUACAGGAUGACAGCAGCCGAGACCAUUGCGUGGGUCAGGAUCUGCAGACCUGGCUCGGUGAUUGGGCCUCAGCAGCAGUUUUUGGUGAUGAAGCAAACAAGCCUCUGGCUGGAAGGGGACUAUUUUCGUCAGAAGUUAAAGGGGCAGGAGAAUGGACAACACAGAGCAGCCUUCUCCAAACUUCUCUCUGGAGUUGAUGACAUUUCCAUAAAUGGGGUCGAGAAUCAAGACCAGCAAGAACCCGAACCGUACAGUGACGACGACGAAAUCAAUGGAGUGACACAAGGUGAUAGACUUCGGGCCCUGAAAAGCAGAAGACAAUCAAAAACAAACGCUAUUCCUCUCACAGUAAUUCUUCAAUCCAGUGUUCAGAGCUGUAAAACAUCUGAACCUAACAUUUCUGGCAGUGCAGGCAUUACUAAAAGAACCACCAGAUCUGCUUCAAGGAAAAGCAGUGUUAAAAGCCUGGUUCCUCAGAGGGAAGGAAGGAGAACGAGUGCUUUGCAGCACGUGCCCCUGGCGGCAUCAUGUCUCUCCAUUUCAAGGACUAAAACAGUCUUGCGUUAAGUAAAAACCUGUGACCAGAGCUGAAGGAAGACUCUAAGAACUGAAAACUGCAGCAGAAAUUAGCACAAUUUGAAAACAAAACAAAAUUGCAAAAGCCUUAGUUGCUUUCCACCUAAGAAGUUGAUCAAUGGAGAAAGUGUCCGCUGGAGUUUCAAUAAUGAACUUUGAGUUUGGGUGCAAGCGAAUGACUCAGAGAAGGGCCCAGCUCUCAAGCUGAACGACAAAAAUGCUGUUGUAAAUUUAGUCUCAGGUGUAAAUACCCAAGCCCUCUGGUUCCCAGGGAGCUGGCUGCUCUGUGGUGCACGUGUGUCUCUGUGAUGGCAAUCAUUGUAGUUGCUGGCCUUCAGAAGAAUUGAGGAUCUGAUGGAGGUUUUUUAUGUAUUUAUUUUCUGUUCACCUUGUGACCCUGUGUCAAAAUUUAUAAAGAUACAAAAGGCAUUACUGAGAUGGUACUUUCUGUAAUUUGAUACUAUUUGGCUUAAUCAUCUUCACCUAUUUGUAAUACUGUUGUAAUGUUAACUGUUAAGUACCCAAGCUGCUUGUCUUCCACCAAAGAGUGCUUUAUUAACAAGAAUCUGUGAAAACCACAUUUAAAUACUGUUGCACGUUGUAAGACCAGGUGGUAUCUUGGUAACCUAAAACUUGCAAGAGAAUAUUAAUGGUAGCUUUAGAAGACUCAGGAGGAGAAACUGACUUCAGAGCUGGAAGAUGUUGCAAGUCAUUGCUUUUUCUGUCCUUUAGGGACUGAAGAACUGGGACGUUGCCCAUUGUUUGGUUGCCAGUCAUACAAAUUAAAAUCAUAUUUCCUUCCUUGCAUGGAAGAAACACACUGUCAGUUAUUCCCCUUGGAAACAGCAAUCCCAAAUAAUGUCGGCUUAAAAAAAGUUACCGCUUUUUUAGAGUCCUUCUCUGUAACAUUGGAUUUUUUUUUUUUCCUUAUGAGAUCAGCCUAAGGCCAUUGACGCGGCCUGCGAUCUCAGUGACGAUGAUCUGCUUCUGGAUCUCACUGUUGCCUUUGGUUAGGGAACACAACCAGUAACUCUGCAGAGCGCCUUCUCCCCCACCCUACUGGAACACAGCAGAGUCAGUGCCAUGAAGCAGUCACAGAAACAGAAUUGAUUUGCUGCUUAAAAAAAAAAGGGGGGCGGGGCCCAAAAUAAAAGAAUAUUUAGUACUCACCUCAGUUCCUUCCACAAGCAGUGGGUAGUUUAAUGAUUGUUAACCCAUUUUUGCCUGUGCUGGGAGCACGGAGGGCCGAGAUGUUGACAGCAGUAAGAAGCAAACGCUCUCCUAAGCCACAAGGCGUGCGCCAGGUCUAGUAGGCAACUCCAUUUUACGAAGCUGCCUUUUUCACAAAACUUCAAGAAAUUAAAGCAGUUGGAAGAAACAAGUUAAAGUCUUUAAUGCAGAAAGGAAUGGAAAGGCAGUGCCUCCAUUUUGGUGCACUUUCUUGGAAGAAAGUGUGAAAAUAACCGGCAUCAGGAGAGACGGAAGAUGCCGUGUUCUCAGCCAAACAAGCGACUCUUUCCCCGCCAGGCACUAUGGGGUGGGGUCAGGCCAGCUUCUAAACACUGGGGACUGGAUCACAGAAAAACAGUGGCUUUCUGUCCCUGGAAAUGAAUAGGCACAAAGACCCACUUGGCUGUGGGAAGACCACUCUUCAAUAAGAUGUGGGUGGGAGGAGGUACAUUCCUUUUGCUGUUUUGAGCUGAGACAAUAUAAAUAUUCAAACUGUGCCAUGCAUAAAGCAUUGAAUUCUCAGGGCACCUCUUCUUCCCCUUACCCUUUUUAAGGCCAUCCGCUCCAUAAAUAAUAAUCCAGGUAGUUGUGAAAAUCGCGCUUCCAUCUGAUCCCUUCUUAGUUUGGCUUUUCGUCCCACCAGAACAAGUAAAUGUAGGCGCCACAGCUCUUGUGAGUACUGUCUCCCUCACGGCGGACGCGCCUCCUGGUGUUUCGUCCAAGAAAAGGAAGGGUGUCCGCGGAACCACAGUCCUUUUUCAUUUUAUAAACUGCGUCUUCAUGUUGCCUGCUCAAGUUUCCACCUAUAAUUGCUAUCACUGUGGCUGUUUCUAAAAAUCCUUCUAUUUAACUGGUUCACUGAAAUUAGUCAUAGAAAACUUGUGAUUUGGUGAAGAAGCAUUCCUUGUAAUAACCAAAUGACUCGGGAAGGUGUGCAUAGCAAGUGUUACACUUAUGGGGACUGUCUCUAGAAUCCAGGAAGUGUCGGUCUGAGGGAUGGAAAGUUCUUCCUGCUAUGAAUGAGAGUGGAUGCUUCCCCUCAUCCCCAACUGAAACCACAAACACCUAGAAUCUUCUGGGAUUCUGACUUAGAGUCCUUGUUACAGAAGACCUUGUUGCUAUGGAACAUGAAACUGUGUCUGUCUGAUGGAGAGAUUCCCUUAACUUAAGAGCCUUAAAUAGCCCUGAAAGUACACCGGGACAGUUUGCAAUGGAAUUAAAAUUAGAAGUGCAUAUUUUUAGGUGCCCUUGAAGCUUUCUGGGGACUCAAAAUUAUCAAGAGUCAGGGACGGUCCGGAGGAAGAGCAUCUGCAAAACUGGGUUCCUAGAAGUACGGACGGACUUGGCUUUUUAUAGAACUUGGUGGGGAGCAGCGCCUCGCGAGAGCAGAAUGGCCUGGCGUGGCCAGAGCUUCCCGGCAGCACACGGCAGGGCUCUGCCGGCCUCAGAACUCCCCCGUUCUGAGCUUGAUGCCCCGAGCCUGCCCCCUACCUCCUUCCUCCCCUCCCCUCCAGCCCUCUCACAGGGUGAUUGCUACCUCUCUCUUGGGCCUAGGCAAGUUUUAGAGGAGUUCCCAAGCAUUGUCAUGAGGCCAGUGUGCCCACUGGCCCGAUGGCCUGGGCUUGUGCGUGGCCCGAGGACUGUCCCGAGGCUUUCCCUUUUCCCGUCACCGUCGAGCCACAGAGGCAGUGCACUCAUUGGAUGUCUGUUCUUAACAUGGCUUCUCUUUCUACAUUAAAAAAAAGAAUCAUUAUUGCAUUUUGGAAAGCAGUGCUCAUCAAAAGCAACUUUUAAAACCUAUUUUAUUGUUCCUUGAAAUGUUCUCUCCCGCUGAAACUGCCCUGGAAAGGCUGCUGCUGCCCUUCCGUUUCCCCACAUCAGGGUAUUCUCCACGUCACUGAGCGGAGACGACUCCAGAUGUGUUUAAAGACUGGACAAUUCACCUAUACUGUGUAGGAAAUUACCUCCUUAAUUACCUGGUAGAAUUGUCAGCAGACAUGUUCAUCCAAUGAGAGUACUGCAGUUUUCUAUUAAUAAUUUGCAGACUUUUAUCUAACCUGCACUCAUGUACAGAUUAUUAAAAGUUUUAAAACGUAACUGAUCAGUAGUGAUCAAUCAUUGUCUUGAUUUUUUUUUUACAGUGUAUAUUUCUAAUCAUAUUUUUUAAAGCCAAGAGAACUGGUUGAAUGAAUGUUUAUUUCCUGAAGGUAUUUUUAAGAUAAAGCUUCCUAAUGGCCUGUAAACUUUGCAUAUGUGUGUAGUUUGAUACAUAUUGUCACAUUGGAAAAUCUUGUGAGUUGUAACUGGUUUUAUACAAAAUAUCGAAUAGUGGAAAUUGUAUAAUUACAAUCAUGUAAUUAAAAGUAUUAACCCAACA